CACGUCCGGGGCGGUGGCCGGCCUUCCCCUUCCGUGGUGCAUCGGCGACCACUUCGCUAGUUUACUGCAGCGAGGGGAGUGGAUCUCUGGCGAGAACGAGACGAGCUCCGAUGGCGAGCGGAGGCGGAUACGCCUGGGCCCUCGCGGCGGGCCUCAACGCCGCGCUCGCCGCUAUAUCAGCCAAGUUCUUUGCCCCCAUGUUGCUCAAAUACGGCAUGGUGAUACUUUUCAAUGUGACAAUGUGGGGGUGCUACGUGAACAGCCUCAAAGCUUUGUCGUCCCUCCAGGCAACUGUCACCAACUUCGCCGCCAACUUCAUCUCGUCGGGUCUUGCAGGGUAUUUCCUGUUUCAGGAACCUCUGCCUUCUAAGUGGUUUGCAGGUGCCAGUUUGAUCAUUCUUGGCGUGUUCAUCCUCAGCAAAUCAAGUAUAGAGGAGAAAGUGAACUCUGAUUGAUUGAUUGGGAGUUGCUACCAGUAUGUUAGCUGGGGCAUAAAUUUUUUGAGCUUACGCCUCUAUUUCUAGUGGAUGUUUGCUCGUCCUGAUGCAAUGCUUAACAUCCGAAAAUAAUGUGUGCAUUUGGUCUCAGCUCAUCAACUAAUAUGUACACUAGUACGGUUUGAGAUCCACCACCCAAAUUGUAAUUUGUAAGUAAGAAGUGCGCACACAAUGUAGGAGUUGCUUCCUUUGGUUUGUAUUCAUGGUGAGGACGUUUCGAACUGCUCUAGCAUUGUCGGUGGAUCAUUUAUUUAUUUUUUGCAUUUCUCAUGUUGUAAUUUUGUGGCACCACAAUUAAGCUGAUCACAUACUAUUUUUAGUUUA
This is a messenger RNA of Hordeum vulgare subsp. vulgare (domesticated barley), 821 nucleotides long. RefSeq lists its product as uncharacterized. The coding region runs from base 111 to 455 and encodes 114 amino acids. NCBI's taxonomy places the organism in Eukaryota, Viridiplantae, Streptophyta, Magnoliopsida, Poales, Poaceae. The transcript is spliced from 3 exons. The record is from RefSeq and is a predicted model, not a curated record.